Folsomia candida is the source of this 4055-nucleotide messenger RNA. RefSeq names its product protein hsr-9. Gene Ontology annotation, molecular function: histone binding. Gene Ontology annotation, cellular component: nucleus. The record is from RefSeq and is a predicted model, not a curated record. Lineage: Eukaryota; Metazoa; Arthropoda; Collembola; Entomobryomorpha; Isotomidae. Gene Ontology annotation, biological process: DNA damage checkpoint signaling; positive regulation of transcription by RNA polymerase II. The transcript has 15 exons. Bases 142 to 3150 code for a protein of 1002 amino acids.
GGCUGAUUGACCAUCAUCAUCAUCAUCUCUCUUCAUUACACACUCUUUCCCUCGCAACACGUGAGAUUUGUUGUUGUUCUCGACCCUUUCGAUAAGUCAUUAGUCGAUCGUUCUGUGAUUGUUAUCAUCAUCAGUUCCACUAUGGAAGACACAAAAACCACGGACAAGAGAAAAGCUCCAGACAAAAACACCUCGUCAGACCUGGACGACAGUUUGUCGAUUGAGCAGCAACCUUUAAAAAGGCCUCGGAUGGAUGAUCCCACGGUUUUCGAAGAGGAUUUCGAAAUCUUGGAACAAACUGGGGUCGAGGCCGUGUCUGGAGAAGGCGAGGUCAACCGCGUUGAUACAGCUAUUUCUACCUCUGAUGGGGAUUCAAACCAAGUGAUUUCUCAACCCGAUGAUGAAGGGCUCGUCGUUAGUACUCCAGCUGGGCUUAAUGAUACAGCCAUUGCAUUGGACAUUAGUGAGUCAAUGUCAAUAGAACCGUCAAGCCUUGCUUUAGAGGAUGGAAGCAAAAUUGGUGAUAAAGAACAGUUAUUGGAACAUAUCGACAAAGGCUAUGCCAAUGAAGUAGAAAUUGCCGACGAAGCUGAUGGUGAUGGUGACAAAGACGACGACGACGAUAACAACAAUGGGGUCCCAGAGGCACGUGAUAUUCUUAAAUUUACUAGCAACGACCUUGGAAUGGAGGGAGAAAACCUCAUCCCAUCUGAAACCAAUGGAGGUCAUGAGGCCCACAAGGAGGGCGGAAAAAAGGAAAAGACUUCACCAAAGAUGACAAGUAGUCCUUUAUCAGCGGACAGUGCCAAGGUUGAUCUACCAUCUCGUGAAAUUAAUAUCUGUUUGAAAGCAUUCGACCCCAAAACCGGGAAAUUAGUCUUUGAGGAACCUUGCAUACGAUCUGAUUAUAUUAAGCUGGAAGUGUUUCUUAACCAACAUAACCUUGGUUUGACCAAUUCUAGUUUUAAUAGCGGUUAUGUUGGCGAUGUAGAGUCGGAGGACAUUUUUUCAUUUCCCGGUAAUAGCUACAAAAAUAGAAAAAGUCGUUACACCUCGUCGACAUUAGGUUCUUCGAUUCCAAGAGCAAGCAUUAAGACAGUAUUCUCUAAUAGUCCUAACGAUAACGAUAGUCCCAAAGAAGAUGAUGAAGAAGAACCACCUAAAUCGAAAAAGCGGGGUAAAAACGAGCCAAAAAUGACAUCAACCCGAUUAAGUGACAUAACUGACGAGUAUAAAUUUUCGGCUGGAAAGAAAGAAAAACAUGAAAAACUUGACAAGUUAUUAUCGUUAUCAAACGGCACAACUACUUCAAACGGAUUUGAAACUCCAAAUUCCAACACCAAAGCCACAAAGCGAGGGUUAAUUUCUACAUCAAAAUCUCCUUCCAUAAAAUCUUCAACUGUUGUCUCUCCGUCUACCGGUGAUAAAUCUAAGAAAAAAACAACCAAAGCAACCCCAAAACAACUGCAGGGAAAGGAACUGGAACGUAUUUCAAAUUCAUCGCAUACAGUGGAGCCAUCACCCUGUAGAGCAGUUGCAAUUGUUGAGGGGACAGCCGCCAGACCAUUAACAAAAUUUGAACAAGAUGUCAAUAAUGAACCUGUAGAUGAGAAACUUUUAAAACAUUCAAAAACGCUUUGGGGUUCUGUAGCUAAAUGUGAACCAGUUUUUGCACGAUGGAGCGACAAAAAUUACUACUCUGGCUGCAUUCGAGAAAAAGGAAUGAAUGACACCUGGAUCAUAGAUUUCGAUGAUGCUACCACAUAUCCAGCUUCCGAAGGUCAUAUUAUUCCUAUCAAGAUAUUGGGAGUAGGAAUCAAGGGCGUGUAUUGUCCGGAUACGGGUUAUCAUCCAGCCGAUGCUGUUAUUUUGGGCCAGAAGUUCGGAACUGAUCCUGAGAUUGGUGAGACGGUAAAAUAUGCCAUUAAGAUAACUAAAGGAGAGGAUGUAGGCAAGCUUCUGUGGUGUUCUCGAAGAAUGUUGUCCAUCAAAGAAAAUGAUGCACGAGGAUUACGACAAGAAUUUCAACCAACUCCAAAAGUACUCAAGGCAGCAGAAGUCAGUUUAGAGAAUAUCAUUCCUCAGUCAAGCAGACGACGUGUAACUGUUAGUUCGAUAAAAUCAUCUUUGACGCCACAGUCAACAAAAAAACGGGUUGUGGGUGGUGCAUUCGAUGCUAGCAUCACGGGUGAUGAAUCAAAGCAUACUCCUCAACGCAAGACGCCCAAAAUUAAACCAAAGAAGAAGAUAAUUGAAACUACUUCAAGUUUAAGUGGGAACAGCAAAUCGUUUAGUCGAAGUAAUUCAUUGGCAUUAAGUUCUACAAACUUAUCAUCUAGUAGUACCGAAAAAUCAUUAAAGGAGUCACCAAAAAAGACUAAACUAAAGGACAAGUCACCAGAACACUUGGUGUUUGCUGGGUGUCAGUUUUUCUUGACUGCUAGUGGUGGUGGUGAUCCUGCUAGUUUAGGUUCAAAUCUCGGUUCGCAAGUACCAUACGAUAAGGAUGAAUACCGUGAUCUUAUUGAAAAGAAGGGUGGAAAAAUAGUAGAUGUGGUUGGAGCAGAGAACGAUACAGAAAGCAUCUUCCUAGUUUCUGAUAAUUUUGCACGAACCGUCAAAUACAUUUACAGUUUGGCUGCCUCGAUCCCAUGCGUCUCGCACAAGUGGGUUCAAGAAUGUAUUAGUCAAGGCAAAAUCGUACCAUGGGAGUCGUAUGAACUCAAUGCUGGAUGGAGUUUGGAAUCCAACAAAGUUAUACCGCCACAUAAGAAGAAACCACUCAAAGGCUUUGAAAUUUAUAUUACUGCUGGAUCAAACGAUCUUUACGAUUAUUGGAAGCCGGUUUUAACUGCAGCUCAUGCAACUCUGUUGAAACCCAAGAAAGGAAAGGGUAAAGCUGCUGGAAGCAUUCCGAAGGAUGCCCAAGUUCUUGUAACUGACGCCACCUGCUCUUCGGAAAUACUGGCCGAAGCACAUGACAGAAUGAUUCCUGUUGUUAAGCCAGAAUGGCUGGUACAAUCAAUUAUUGCUGGCGAACGGGCAGAUUUUUUUAAUCACGAGAAAUACCGAGUUGAAGUGCUUACUGAAGAAACGGAAGAUUCUUACGACGAUGAGGAUGAUGACGAAGAUGAAAAUGAACAAUCCUGAGUCCAGCAACGCUGUGUUGCUUGUCAAUGCGAUCGGGUUACACCAUAUUAUUCCGACUAGAAAUAUAAAAAGGUGAUAUUUGUCUAAUCACCACCUUAUAAGUACUUUGUAGCUGUCUCUCAUAUUUGUUAAAUAUUUUUUUCAAUAUUACAUUGAAUCUCUUCGUAAUUCUGUUAACAGACAUAAAUUGUUGUCACUAUGAGUGAGUUGUCGUCUAACAAUGGAAACAUUGUGUUUAAUGUUAUAAUCUCGAUCAGAUUUUCCAAAGGGAAAAUCCAACUACAGGGAAAGAAACUUUGAAAGUAAAGUUGCAUAAUACGCCACGUCUUAUUUACCUCUUACAGAUUGUCAUUUUCAUGUUUAGAUUAAAAUAUAUGUCGUUAUCAAGUACGUAUGUGUUAUACGUUUUAUGUAAAAACGACCCAUUUAGUGUACUAUUGUGAUUAAAAAAUUAAAACGGAGAGUUGUUCUCACUACGGAACAGACAUAAGCCACGUACCUAAUUGUGUGAUGUUUAAAAUGGUCCACAUUUCGAAAUUGUACUAAUUUAAUACUACUAUAUAGUAUUGAUAUUUAUAGUACAUCAGUAGUUAGCUUAUUUUAGUAUAAGUAUGGUGAUGUGUUAAAUGCGAAAAAUUAACAAUUGUUCCGCCUUCGCAAACCUAAUAUUAUUUAUUACACAUUAUUGACAAGGAUAUGAUUACCUUGUGGACAAAUUUACCUAAACUAAAAGAACUAUAUCUAAAGGCCAAUAUAUAUUUAUAUCUCUGUCCAGAGCAAGUUUGAUCUGUUUUAGACACUGUUAUAAAUUAACAAUACUUUUGUUAUUUAUUGUCUGUAAAAUGAUAACAUGACUUUAAUUAUUUCUUAUUAGACUGAUUAAUAAGCAUUUAUUAUAUAAUUUA